Messenger RNA from Octopus bimaculoides (California two-spot octopus), 709 nucleotides. RefSeq names its product small ribosomal subunit protein uS15m. Gene Ontology annotation, molecular function: structural constituent of ribosome; RNA binding. Gene Ontology annotation, biological process: mitochondrial translation. NCBI's taxonomy places the organism in Eukaryota, Metazoa, Mollusca, Cephalopoda, Octopoda, Octopodidae. Gene Ontology annotation, cellular component: mitochondrial small ribosomal subunit; ribosome. The record is from RefSeq and is a predicted model, not a curated record.
AUGUGUCUUCUCAAGCACAGCAAAUCACCGGAAGUCUUAGUCCCUUGUCAUCUCUGUGAGACCCAGCAUCCGGAGAUCCUGUCUCACCACUUCAUCCUACUCAUUGCCAACUUUCACCUUACUGAUAACAUACCUGUACAUGGCUUGUACAACUCUCAUCCACCAUUCGUCUCUCCUGAGCUUCCAUAUUUUGCUUACCUCACUCUACGUAUUCGAGCUUUGAAAAAGCAUCUGACUUCUUUCAGAAAGGAUAAAGUUUCCAAAAGUAUGUUGUCUGAAAAGAUAGCAAAACGGAGAAAGAUGUUGAAAAUUCUGAAAAAGCAGAACAUGAUCAACUUCCAAUGGUUAACGAAGGAACUAAGAAUACUAUAUGCUCCUGUACCUAAAUAUAUCUAUUGGCCUAUGACCAAGAAAGGCAACAGGAAAAGGAGGUCACACAAAAAAGCGUUCCGAAUGAAAAUACAAAAGAUUGAGAAACUCCGCGAAAAAUACAGGGAGGAAAAAAUUAUAUUUGAUGCAUACAAAGCUGAAACUCUGAGCGAAAUUGAAAAAGAUUUGAAAGAUCUUAACCUGUCCAUAGAUGAUGUCUAUGAUCCAGUAGCAUUGUCCAAAAAGGAACGAGUUAAAAAAGAAAAGGUCCAGUUUCAAGGCCGUAUAUGGUAUUAAGACCUGUUGGUUUUUGCAAUAAAUUUAUAUUUCAUUCAAAUUA